AUGAGCUCCUCAGACCCUGACAGAAAUUCCGACCACCCCAAGCAGGGCAAAAUACUUGUCAUCGCUGGCUCGGAUAGCUCGGGUGGAGCUGGAUUGGAAGCAGACCAGAAGGUCAUUGCUGCUCAUGGGUGCUAUGCCAUGACAGCUACUACGGCCCUGACGGCGCAAAACACCACCGGCGUGGACGAUAUCCACCAUGUUCCCCCGGAGUUCGUGAGAAAGCAAAUCGACGCCGUAUUCAAGGAUAUCAAACCCGAUGUCGUCAAGACCGGUAUGCUGGCUUCGGCUCCCACUAUUGAGAUGCUAGCAAAGGCAUGCAAAGACCACAAAAUCAACAAAUUGAUACUAGAUCCUGUCAUGGUGGCAACGACAGGCGCAGUGCUUCUGCCGCCUGAGGCCGUAAAGGACAUGCGUACCUUGCUCUUACCACAGACUUUUCUGGUCACGCCCAACAUUCCAGAAGCAAAGCUGCUUCUUUCCGAUGCAGGCAAGCAGUCUCUCGAGGUAGAAACGAUCGAGGACCUCGAGAACUUGGCCCGAAUGACACAAGAGUUAGGUCCGGAGUGGGUUCUUAUCAAGGGCGGCCACGUGCCGUUCAAGAAAGACGGCACCAUCGCGAGAAGCCCGGAAGAAAGGCAGUUAAUGGUAGACGUGCUGUAUGGCGAGGGCCGGAUCACCAGAAUAGGGGGCACGUAUCAAGACUCGAAGAACACGCACGGCACCGGCUGUUCACUGGCAUCCGCCAUCGCCUCCAACAUUGCGAAAGGUUUGAGCCCGGUGGAGGCAGUCAGCGCGGCUUGUCAGUAUGUUGAGGCUGGCAUUCGAACAGCACCUGGUUAUGGUCAGGGCAAUGGGCCAUUGAAUCAUUUCCAUUCGGUCUACACUCUACCAUUUGCACCCGGCCGCUUCGUCGACUACUUACUGAACCGCCCAGAAGUGGCACCGGUAUGGCACAAAUUCGUCAACCACCCAUUUGUCAUGGGACUUGGGAAUGGGGAACUGCCACUCGACUCGUUCAAGAAGUAUUUGAUACAAGAUUACCUUUACCUGGUACAUUUCGCACGUGCGAACGCUCUUGCGUCGUACAAAGCGAAGAGUAUGGAAGACAUUGCCGCAGGUGCCAAAAUUGUCACGCAUAUUCACACAGAGAUGAGCCUCCAUCUCGACUACUGCGCCUCUUUCGGCAUCUCGAAAGCUGAGAUCGAGGCGACCGAGGAGCAGCAGGCGUGCACGGCGUACACACGGUAUGUGCUGGAUGUUGGCCAGUCCGAAGACUAUCUCGGCCUCCAGGUCGCACUCGCACCCUGCCUGCUGGGCUACGGCGCCCUCGCGGCAAUGCUGCACGGCGAUCCGAGGACCAAGACCGAGGGCAACACGUACUGGAAAUGGAUCCUCAACUACGUCGCGGAUGACUAUGUCGAAGCGGUGCGCACCGGGCGCGCCCUCAUGGAGAGACAUGCGGCGCUGCAGAGCCCGAGCCGGGUUGAGGAGUUGGUCAAGAUAUUCGUGCAUGCGACCAAGAUGGAGAUCGGAUUUUGGGAGAUGUUCCCCUCUUCAUGA
Messenger RNA from Neoarthrinium moseri, 1560 nucleotides. RefSeq lists its product as uncharacterized. The coding region runs from base 1 to 1560 and encodes 519 amino acids. The transcript is spliced from 7 exons. Gene Ontology annotation, cellular component: cytosol. NCBI's taxonomy places the organism in Eukaryota, Fungi, Ascomycota, Sordariomycetes, Amphisphaeriales, Apiosporaceae. The record is from RefSeq and is a predicted model, not a curated record. Gene Ontology annotation, molecular function: hydroxymethylpyrimidine kinase activity; thiaminase activity; phosphomethylpyrimidine kinase activity. Gene Ontology annotation, biological process: thiamine biosynthetic process.